Messenger RNA from Lolium rigidum, 2931 nucleotides. RefSeq names its product cysteine-rich receptor-like protein kinase 10. Lineage: Eukaryota; Viridiplantae; Streptophyta; Magnoliopsida; Poales; Poaceae. The coding region runs from base 740 to 2833 and encodes 697 amino acids. The transcript is spliced from 6 exons. Gene Ontology annotation, molecular function: ATP binding; protein kinase activity. Gene Ontology annotation, biological process: protein phosphorylation. The record is from RefSeq and is a predicted model, not a curated record.
CCAAUUAGAACCUGGAUGUCAAAUUUUCAAAGCAAUUCAUUUGAUACGAUCUACUAGUAUUUGUUCAGAUUGGCUCUACUCUUCUACUAGCACAGGCUGCUGCAUACUUCCCAUAUAAUUAUGUUGAUUACGCUGAUUGAGACCCCGCAUGUCUUGCUUUGGAUUUCUGACUAAUAGCCAUCAUCUUAUAUGAUUGAUUAGUACCCAUCCUAAUCACCAAGGUGUAGGCAAGACAGAGACAAACGAAUCUUGUGCAACAUGCAAAUCUAUUUUUGAAGUGCAUUAUUGGCCACAUGGAGACAAAUCUAGUGCUUGCCACUUGGAUAGUAGCUCCAAAACAUUAGCUAUCAUGGACAUGGAAACUCUGCAAGGAUAACAACUCCAUGCUUCAACUUGUUUUAGACCAAUUGCUUUGAUCAGUCGGGUGCUAGCUAAUUAAAGGCAACUUUUUCUUGGAAAGAAAAAGGAAAACAAGCCUGAGGUUUUCUAUUAUUUCCCGGUAGCCGGCACAACCUGCUGCGUCAAGACCAAGUGAACGACUCAAGUCUGAUGGGUACUCUUAUUGACUACUACAGUAUUAGGGAGUUCCGAAAGCAACUGAUAUGCCGUACGUAUCAGCUGCCAAAAGGUUCGAGCCUUCUUUUAUUCCAAGUUACCACUACUGGUGAUACAUAAGCGCGCGUUGUUGAUCAUCUGGCAGAAGAAAAACAAGAACCUGCUUUAGUGUUUGUAGCUAGCUAUGUGGAAGAAAAGUCACCCACCAGAAAGAGAACGAGGAAGAAAAAGCCUCAGCGCUGAGGAUAACGACGCCGCCCUCCACCUCCUGUCCUCGAAACUGCACAAGCCCCCUCCACCUCCUCAGUCCUCACCCACCCACCCAACAAAUUUCGUCUUCUCACGGCUCCAGGUUGCCAUGGCGGCGGCCAUCGGCGUCACCAUCCUGUUCCUCCUACUCACACCGUCUCUGGUGGCCGCCGAUGUGUUCUGUGACAACGUCAAGGCCGUCGCAGCCAUCCUCUCCAAUAACGCCUCCUCUUCCCCGGUACACUUCGCCAGCACCAACUAUGGCCAGGCCCCCGACGUGGUCUCCGCGCUCGCGCUCUGCGGCGGCGACAUCCUCGACGGCUCCACCUGUGGCGUGUGCAUCACCAACUGGUUCGAUCAGGCGCUAAGCGUGCCGCAGUGCGCCAAGGUCGACUCCAACUACCGGGACUGCAUCAUUGCGUACGGUGGCGCCGCCGCCAACAUCCUAGCAGCACCCUCGAAUUCCACGGGAGGAUCCGGCGACAACACGCCGCCCUUCGAGAACUGGAACAUCAGGAAUGUCUCCGGAGGCAACGUCUCCCUCAUCGCCAGCCUCACCCGCGAGUUGCUGGCGGCGACCGCGGAGAAGGCGGCCGGCACGGUUCCGAGCCGGUAUGCCACUGGCGUCAUGAACAUGGCGAGAGUGUCCACCACCUACCCGAGCGUGUACUCGCAGGCGCGGUGCACGCCAGACCUGCCCGUCGACGAGUGCUCGGCAUGCCUGCGCCGUCUCCUCAGCAUGGUCAACUCCACCAUGUCCCUGCGCAUGGGUGGGCAGAUGGGUGUCACGCGUUGUUAUUUCAGGUACGACGCGUUUCAGUUCUACGCUGGUCAACCACUGUUAAGUCUGCCGGCGUCGGCGGCAGCUCCGACUCCGACCAAACGCAAGAGUAUAUUGUGGGUAAUUCCCGUAGUUGCAGUUCCUCUAAUUGCAGCAGCAUUUCUCCUCUCCAUCUGUUUCUUUCGUCGGCUUAAAAGGCAAAGAAAAGGGUCAAGAUACUGGAGGAAGAGGCAAGGGAAAAAUGCGGAGUUUUGUUUGUUUGACUUUGAAGAGCUACUGGAGGCUACAAGUAAUUUUUCAGAGGAAAACAAACUUGGAGAAGGCGGCUAUGGCACUGUCUAUAAGGGCCAGCUUCCAGAGGGGUUGGAGGUAGCGGUUAAGAGGCUUGCAUCACAUUCAGGGCAGGGUUUCAUAGAGUUUCAAAAUGAACUCCAGCUCAUAGCCAAACUACAACACAUGAAUUUGGUUAGGCUCUUGGGAUAUUGCUCACGAGAAGAGGAGAAAAUAUUGGUCUAUGAAUACUUGCCGAACAAAAGCCUGGAUUACUUCAUCUUUGAUGAGAAUAAAAGAGCUUUACUGGAUUGGUCAAAACGUGUAGCAAUAAUUGAGGGAAUAGCACAUGGACUUCUUUACAUGCAUAAGCACUCCCGGUUGCUUGUUAUACACCGAGAUCUUAAACCGAGCAACAUUCUCCUGGACAGCGAAAUGAAUCCAAAAAUUUCAGAUUUCGGGCUAGCAAAAAUAUUCAGCUCAAAUGACAGCGAAGGAGACACUACAAGAAGAGUGGUUGGCACAUAUGGCUACAUGGCCCCUGAGUAUGCUUCCAAAGGUAUCUUCUCUGUUAAAUCCGAUGUCUUCAGCUUUGGUGUAAUAAUUUUGGAGAUCCUUAGCGGAAAACAAAAUUCUGGUCACCAACAAUGUGGAGAUUUCAUCAAUCUGCUUGGACAUGCAUGGCAACUAUGGGAAGAUGGAAAGUGGAUAGAUCUCGUUGAUGCAUCAUUGGUUCCCUGUAGUCAGUCCGCAAAGAUGAUGAGGUGCAUUAACAUAGCAUUGUUGUGUGUACAAGAGAAUGCAGUCGAUCGACCAACCAUGGGAGAUGUUGUUUCAAUGCUAAGCAAUGAGACUAUGAUCUUGGAUGUGCCUAAGCAGCCAGCAUAUAUCAAUGUAAGAGUGGGAAAUGAAGAUUCUUCCACCGCUCCCGAGUCAUCUAGUAUUAAUGGCAUGACUAUAUGUCUCACACCAAGAUAGUAUUUUUUUUCCGUGUUACUUUUUCUUUUCAAUUUUCAUGUUGUAGUAUUCAAAAACUUAGAUGCUUGUAUAACCGUAAGUUCAAGUGCUGUUUCAAA